UUACUUUCUCUCUCUUAGAGGCUCCUUUUGACCUUUCUCUCUCUACAAAUAUCUAGCUACCCUCUUUGGACAGGCGGUAUUGGGAAAGAUGGGUUUUAAUGGUGCUGCUACUCUUGCGCUACUCAUACUGUUGGUGAGCAGUAACAGCUUCAACAUGUGUUUUGGGCAGCUGAGCUCCAAUUUCUAUGACUCAUCCUGUCCCAAUGCUCUCUCCACUAUCCGAUCGAAAAUCCGCUCGGCGAUAUCCGCUGAGAGGCGCAUGGGUGCCUCCCUCAUCCGCCUUCACUUCCACGACUGCUUUGUCAAUGGAUGCGAUGGUUCGUUGUUAUUGCCUGAAGAGAAGACAGCACGUGGGAACAAUAACUCCGCGAGAGGGUUCGAAGUGAUCGACGAAGUUAAAUCGGAGGUGGAAAGCAUCUGCCCAGGCGUUGUUUCAUGCGCUGAUAUCCUUGCCGUAGCAGCAAGAGACUCUUCAGAAGCCAUGGGAGGACCAACAUGGACAGUGAAACUAGGCAGAAGGGAUUCAGCCACUGCAAGCGAGACCGACGCCAACGCAAACCUCCCGAGCUUCACAGAUAACCUCGACGAGCUUAUCUCUCUCUUCUCCCGCAAGGGCCUCAAUACUCAGGACCUCGUCGCCCUCUCCGGUUCUCACACCAUAGGCCAAGCCCAGUGCUCCACUUUCAGAGACAGAAUCCACAACGAGGCCAACAUCGAUUCCGGUUUUGCAAGCACCAGACAGAGAGGGUGCCCAACAUCUGGUAGUGACACCAACUUGGCUCCUCUGGACUUAGUCACUCCAACUAGCUUUGAUAACAACUACUUCAAGAACUUGCUUCAAUUGAAGGGCUUGCUCCACUCUGAUCAAGUCUUGUUCAAUAAUGGCUCUACUGAUGGUUUGGUCAGAACUUAUAGCGAGAGUAGGAGCACUUUCUAUUCAGAUUUUGCCUCAGCUAUGGUGAAGAUGGGAGACAUUGGGCCUCUUACUGGUUCUUCAGGGCAGAUAAGGACUAAUUGUGGGGUACCUAACUGAAAUGAUUGAUGCCAAAGUGCCCUAAACAUUUAAAUGGUGUUUGGCUUUUAUGUUGAUCUGAGUGCAAGUGUAGUAUAUGUCAUUAUCGAUUGUUUUGAUCCACGGUGUUAUGAGGGGGGGGGGCAUCAACCAAACCCCCUCGGUUUUGUUUUCUUUUCUAAGUUUUCCCUUGUCUGGAAGUACAAACACCAA
Molecule: messenger RNA, 1225 nt
Organism: Amborella trichopoda
Lineage: Eukaryota; Viridiplantae; Streptophyta; Magnoliopsida; Amborellales; Amborellaceae
Product: peroxidase P7
Biological process (GO): hydrogen peroxide catabolic process; response to oxidative stress
Molecular function (GO): peroxidase activity; heme binding
Source: RefSeq, a predicted model, not a curated record